CCACACACCAGUACUACUUCCAUUGUGGCUGGUUUCGCCGGAGCUCUUCGAAAGGUCAGGAAACGGUUCAACAACGAAGGCUGAAUGGCGGGAAAGCCAACUUCUCUUCCAUCUUUCUUUACCAUAUGCACUUUGCAGAGAUCGCUUCUUGCUCUUGCUGCCAUUACUCUAUUAUCUUUUACUUUCUUCUCCCUCAAAUCUCUUCGUUCUCCGAUUCGAUAUGGCUCAGAUCUCUCUGCAGAUACCCUCAAAAGUAAGGUCGUUUCAGAGGUCGGUGUCAAUGACGAUUUCUCUGACAUCUAUCACUAUCCGGAGGUUUUCCUGCUGAAUUACGCGGAGAUGGAGAAGAAUUUUAAGGUUUUCAUAUAUCCGGACGGAGAUCCGAAUACGUAUUACCAGACGCCCAGGAAGCUUACUGGGAAGUACUCCAGCGAGGGUUAUUUCUUCCAGAAUAUCAGAGAGAGCCGUUUUCGGACGGAGGAUCCGGAUUCAGCGCAUCUCUUCUUCAUUCCAAUUUCUUGUCACAAAAUGAGGGGGAAGGGCACAUCCUAUGAAAACAUGACCAUAAUUGUCCAAAACUAUGUUGAGAGCUUAAUAUCCAAGUACCCCUAUUGGAAUAGGACCCUGGGAGCCGACCACUUUUUUGUCACUUGUCAUGAUGUUGGUGUCAGGGCAACUGAAGGAGUCCCAUUGCUAGUGAAGAAUUCAAUUCGGGUUGUCUGUUCUCCGAGUUAUGAUGUUGCAUUCAUCCCACACAAGGAUGUUGCUCUUCCUCAAGUACUACAGCCAUUUGCUCUUCCACGUGGAGGAAAUGAUAUAGAAAACAGGACAACUCUUGGUUUCUGGGCAGGACACCGCAAUUCUAAAAUAAGAGUUAUACUUGCACGUGUAUGGGAGAAUGAUACAGAACUCGAUAUCAUGAACAAUCGAAUAAAUAGGGCUACUGGACAUCUCAUCUAUCAGAAGAAGUUUUAUAGGACUAAAUUCUGUAUAUGCCCUGGUGGUUCCCAAGUCAAUAGUGCUCGCAUAGCAGACUCAAUUCAUUAUGGAUGUGUUCCUGUGAUAUUGUCUAAUUACUAUGACUUGCCAUUCAAUGAGAUCCUCGAUUGGCAAAAGUUUGCUGUCAUAGUCAAAGAGCAAGAUGUCUACCAGCUCAAGCAAAUACUCAAGGCCAUUACUGAUGCAGAAUUUAUUGCACUGCAUAAUAACCUAGUCAAGGUUCAGAAGCACUUCCAGUGGAAUACACCACCUAUCAAAUAUGAUGCAUUUCAUAUGGUCAUGUAUGAGCUUUGGUUGCGCCACCAUGUUAUCAAAUAUUGAAAUCCAGAGGACGUGCUAAUUUCGUGCGAACGUGGGAGUGUCUACAUCUGUCGCAUGAAGUUGGACGCUGAAGAUUCUUUUAUCUAAUUUGGUCUCAGCAGAUCCAUAAGCGUGUAAUACUAUUGCAUUCAAUAUUUCAGAGCAUGCAUUUUUGAUCGAAGAACUAACACCAAGCCAGUGAAAUGGGAAGUUCACACAGGAUUAGUAUCAGAAUGAGGAAGAACAUAAUGCGUGGGAACUGAAAUGAACAGAAGAUCUACGUGAUGCGGAGUGUCCACCUGAUGUUAACUGUUAGAGACAGUAAAAGAUUCCAAUCUUUGUGCUAUCCAUCUGAUCCGUUUUCCUUGUCUAGUUA
Telopea speciosissima is the source of this 1675-nucleotide messenger RNA. Its product is annotated as probable glycosyltransferase At5g03795. The record is from RefSeq and is a predicted model, not a curated record. NCBI's taxonomy places the organism in Eukaryota, Viridiplantae, Streptophyta, Magnoliopsida, Proteales, Proteaceae. The transcript has 6 exons. Bases 85 to 1320 code for a protein of 411 amino acids. Gene Ontology annotation, molecular function: glycosyltransferase activity.